ACAACAUCAAGAAAGAAAUUAUAAAAAAUCAACAAUAUGAGCCCAGAAUCUUAGGAACACAUAAAACUCAACAAACUAGUUCCCUAAAAGGAAUAUCUAGUUUAACAUCCAAAGAAAACAUGGAAAGGAUUAGUAAACUUUGCGGCAAAGCAGACCUCCCCUUUCUUCAUAGUAAAUCCCGGCAAACUCUCAAUACAAUGAUCAGUGAAAGUUAGACCCCUCUUAUCCAAAUCGUCCGUAAGUCUAAGAAACCUAUCCACUCUAGUUACACUAGCUUGGACGUGUCUAAAAGGUUUAACCAACAACUUGAACUUCUUAGCAUCUAUGAUCUCACACUUAAUGACCACAUCAUCUCUUCUCAGCCCAUUUUCUUUACUCACAAACCUCCCCAUAGCUGCAAUCUGGUCAGAGGGUCCGGUUGGGUCAGGAACAGCCUCCUCAGCAGCAAUAGAACCUCCGGUCGAAGCUGCAGACGCAGCAGGAGCAGUCUGCCGCUGAAACCCGGGCGGGUUUUGGGGAGACCCGGGCAGGUUUGGGGUUUUUACCUGUGACCCGGUCGGGUGAUGGGGGAGCUCGGUCUGGUCUAUCCCCAGGGCAAUUUCUGCCAGAGCAGUAGUAGCAACAACCUCAUCAACUUUUUCACCUACAACAUCAAGUUUAACCUUUCCCUCAUUUACCCCGCCCCCACAGUUUGUAUGAGCAGUCACCUUACCGUUUAUCCCCUUCUUCACAUCAUCUGUAAUCCUCACUUUUUCCUUCUUUUUCCAUCCCAAUUCGUUGCAAAUAAAGGGGUGAUGUUCAUAAGAUUUGCAGUGAAAGCAGAAAAUAGGAAAGGUUUCGUAAACAACAACUUGUUUAAAAGUCUUUCCCGAUGGUAACCGGAUAGGCAAAGAGAGGCAUGGUGCCAAGGUAAUGUCCACUUCAAUCAACACUCUCGCAAAAUUGUAGUUUGUCAUCUCUUGCGUGACCUUGUCCGUAGUGAUAGGAACACCCACCUUUGAUGCAAUCAUGCUCAAUGCCUCUUCAUUCCACAAAUUCAAGGGUAAAUUGGGAAACUUUACCCAAAUAGGCACCUUAAGGAAUGCCUCAUCAUCAAAAGUGAAAUCCUCAGAUAGCAUUUUCAGAAAAAGUAAUCUACCAAGGAUAUUAUAAGGUCCUUAGAUAAAAACCUUAGUUCUAUCCUGCUCAUUCUUAAAUUUAAAAACCACCCAUCCCUUUUUAUUAGAUUGCAAAGUACAAUGCACACCCCAGCUAUUCACAAGCUCAUAAAUCGCUUUAAGCCCCGGGAAUCUACCUGUGAAGCAUCCAACAAGGCAAAAACCCCACAACGAGACCAUAGAAGGUAACACACAUUUUGAAAGAUCAACAACUUCAUUAUCAGAAGGUAGGUAUUUUAAUUUAAUACCUUUAGAUUGAGCACGAUUGUCUCUAAAUAAAUCUGCCCAUUUUGGGUUAGUUCCAGCAGGUUUGGAAGCAGAAGCUUCAUCGUUUGGUCCAGGGUAAGUGGCCAUUUUCCAAGCAGCAGUUGACUUCUCUGCAGGAAGUGCAAAGGUCUGAGCAGCAGUUUGCUUCUUUGCAGCAGGUGGUAGUCCUACUGCUGUAGCAUCCUUCUCAUUGACAGCAGAAAUCACAGGAUAUAUCGCACAAAUCAAUGGACGAAGCAAGACCAUACAUGCGGAUCAGACGAGCUCCCGGCGCUGUCCCUCAUCUUCAGAACGAGCGCCCAGCACCGUCCCUCAUCUUCAGACCGGCGUCAAAGCGUGGUCCUUCAUACGACGUAUGGCCUCAUCAACGCCAUCGUCAUCAAAGGACGUGCGUCGAUGCUCGCUGGUGUCUCUUGUGGACGAGGAGAUUCCCGUCGCCCCCGUCGGAAUCAAACCGGCUGCCUUAGCUGUCGCGAGGCCAAGGUGGAAGGCUGCGUCCAGGACGGGGUGCGUUGUUACUUCCCCGUCGUCUGGCCGGGAGACCAAGAGUUGGCCGACGCGGUGGACGAGGGUCCUCUGGUCGAGAGUCCACCAAUUUGGCCAUCGACGGUAACCGGGGACGACGGGAUGACGAGGGGUCUCUAUUUUGUUUUCCUUUGGUUUGAAUUUUUGCAGGUGUUCGAUGUGUUGGCCGAUGGUGCACCGCUGGAUGAGGACUGCUUCUAGGACGAGGGUGAGGUCUAACCGACGGUCACUAUGGAAUUGUGCCAACGUUUUGGCCGAUCCGAUGACCCAGAGCUCCUGUCUUGGCUUAGGUGAGGCUUUGCCGAGGUGAGCGGACGGGGCAUUGGGACAACCCUCCACCUUGGACGAGGUGAAAGCCACCGUUGUUUCCAGGACGAGGGGGAGAUCUGUGCUACGCUCUGUUGAGGCCGAGGGAUGGUGGGGUCCUCGUAGAGAAGGUACGCUGAGGCGCAUUCCUUGGCCGAAGAAGCUGCCACUCCCCGGUUUUGAGUCACUGAUGGGAUGGGGACAAGUUUUUAUUAUUGUCGUGGCUUUUGAUCUGACCGAGGCACUACACUGGACGAGGAUGGCGUCCAUUGCUGAGGUGCUGCCAGUAGCCGGUGGAGGCCCUUGUGGUCUAUCAUUUUGGCCGAUGGGUGCACUACUUGUUUCCUUUUUAAUUGGCCGAGGACGUCGGUGUUCCCGGGAUGAAGGGUGCAACAUCUGACCUACCAUCCGUCCAUGUUUUACCGAUAGGAUGCAGGCUUUCCAAUUGGACGAAGGGUGUUGUUUGUUUUGUUGCUGACCUUGGCGGGGGUGGAGCCACUCGUGUCUCCAGGAAGAGGGAUGAAAGACCCGUCUCACCUUGUGUUCAGGUCCGAGCGAAGAGCUUCCUUGGCCAGACCGCUAGAGGAAGUGGAAGUUGACCAGCUCACUGCCAUGGUCUUGGGCGAGGGGAUGUUCCAGGCCAUUGGAUUGUUGUCUCGCUGAUAGAGCCGAAGGACACCUUGGGGCAGCGACACCAUU
Messenger RNA from Cuscuta europaea, 2954 nucleotides. Lineage: Eukaryota; Viridiplantae; Streptophyta; Magnoliopsida; Solanales; Convolvulaceae. The record is from the annotation of a GenBank genome assembly.